Messenger RNA from Phragmites australis (common reed), 1088 nucleotides. RefSeq lists its product as uncharacterized. The transcript is spliced from 8 exons. Lineage: Eukaryota; Viridiplantae; Streptophyta; Magnoliopsida; Poales; Poaceae. The record is from RefSeq and is a predicted model, not a curated record. The coding region runs from base 1 to 627 and encodes 208 amino acids.
AUGGCGAUGGCUCCACCCGCUGCCGCCGCCCUCCUCCACCGCCCGCUCCUCCCCAAAGCUGCAGCCUCCUACCCCCGAAGCGCGCCUGCGCCGCGAGCUGCGGCCUCCGUCUCGCUGCGGCCGCCGAGGAGACGGCGGUCGCGUGGUCCGCUGAUCCGAUCGCUGCCUCCAGAAGGAGCCCCGGCCGAGCUGAUGGAAGAGGACUCCAAGUUCGUGCCGCUGAACGCGGAGGAUCCAAUGUACGGCCCACCGGCGCUAUUGCUCAUUGGAUUUGAGAGAGGUGAAACCGAUACGAUUCAGGCUUUCCUGAAAGGGCUUGAAGGUGGAUUCCUCAAGCUGAUCCUUUGUACUGAAGAAAUGACAAAACAAACAUUGUGGGAUGCCAUGCACACUGAACAGACUAACUUGGAAGCUAUCAAGAUUGCAGAAUCAAUGCCAAGGAUAUGUAUAUUCUCCGGUCUGACUGGUGAGGAGAUGAUGAUGUUCAUCAACGCCUUCCCAGAAACUGGGUUGGAACCAGCUGCUUUUGCAGCACUUGUUCCUAACAGUGCAGAGAAGAUUCUUCGGGAGGUGAUAGAGGAAAUAAUGGGUGACCACGAGAUGUUGACAGGAAAGAAUUUGGAGUGAAUAGAAUUUCAAGUAGCAAAUGGGCUAAUAAGAAUGACAAGGUCUAUGAAGAAAAUUCAGGCAGCAUUGGACAAAACCUGAAACUACAUCCAGAAAUUAGCAGCUCCAAGGGUUAGAAUUAUUAACGUUACCAGGAAUUCUUUUUGGUACGUAUAGCACUAACAGGUACUGAUAGUGAACCUGCAGACUAAAUGACCAUUUUGCAGUUUGUGAUUGAUAAACCUAACUCUGACUCAAAUUGUUUUCAGGUACAGCUGUAGUCCUGUAGAAGUAGGAGCUAUCACCUUUUUUCUUAUGGAAAAUGUCAGCCCUUCAAGUAAAUGUCAAUCCUUCUAGAAUUUGAGGUCCUACUUUCUGCAUCAUAGAAAAAUCUGCAAUGACCAAGUUCAUUGCUCAUGACAAAUCAAUGAAAUGUUGUAUAACGCCCGUCUGAAAAUGAGCAGAAUUCUUAUUUUAAAACU